Molecule: messenger RNA, 852 nt
Organism: Lepisosteus oculatus (spotted gar)
Lineage: Eukaryota; Metazoa; Chordata; Actinopteri; Semionotiformes; Lepisosteidae
Source: RefSeq, a predicted model, not a curated record
UGAUGCUAGCAGCUUGAUCAUCAUUUCGACAUACAGUACCUGACCUACAUCCUUAUCAGGUGACCAACAUGUCGACCUCCUCAGAGGCUUCACCGCAGCCCCCUCGCUGUCAUUGGCUACCGCGGUCAGGAGGAGCGAAUCACCGGGCUGCGAUGAGAGGGUCAAGGGUUUGGUGUGUGCAGGAGUCCUAAAAAAGUUGACAGGAUGGCAGAGAACUUUCUGAUGGAGGUGUGUGUGGACUCAGUAGAGUCUGCCAUCAAUGCUGAGAGGGGAGGUGCCGGCCGAAUUGAGCUGUGUUCUAGUCUGCUGGAGGGAGGCAUCACACCCAGUAUCGGCCUGCUGCAGGUGGUGAAGCAGUAUGUCCGGAUCCCGGUGUUUGUAAUGAUCCGGCCACGCGGAGGGGACUUCCUGUACUCGGACCGUGAGGUGGAGGUCAUGAAGACGGACAUUCACUUGUGCAAGAACCAUGGUGCAGACGGGCUGGUGCUGGGGGCGCUGACCGAGGACGGCCGGGUGGACACAGAGCUGUGUGUGGAGCUGCUUGCUGCGUGCCGGCCCCUGCCAGUCACUUUCCACAGAGCCUUUGACAUGGUGCACGACCCUAUGCUUGCCAUGGAAACACUGAUCUCACUGGGAUUCGAGAGGGUGCUGACAAGUGGAAGUGACAGCUCGGCCCUGGAAGGUCUGCCUCUGAUCAAGCGACUGGUGGAACAGGCUAAAGGAAGAAUAAUUGUUAUGCCUGGAGGAGGAAUAAGUGAGAGGAACCUGCAAAGGAUUCUGGAAGGCUCUGGGGCCCAAGAGUUCCACUGCUCAGCCCGGUCCACCAAGGACUCAGCCAUGAAGUUCAGGUGA